Molecule: messenger RNA, 2718 nt
Organism: Oncorhynchus gorbuscha (pink salmon)
Lineage: Eukaryota; Metazoa; Chordata; Actinopteri; Salmoniformes; Salmonidae
Product: cGMP-dependent protein kinase 1-like
Exons: 18
Coding region: 383-2392 (669 amino acids)
Biological process (GO): protein phosphorylation
Molecular function (GO): cGMP-dependent protein kinase activity; ATP binding
Source: RefSeq, a predicted model, not a curated record
UGCAGAGUCGCCGUUACAGUCUGGAGCGCAAACCGAGUUUCUCUGCAGCAUGACGGCCUGCGUCCUCAAAGAGGAAGGGCUGCUCUAAUUGGUUUGUCAAUGAAGGAUCAUCAAUAGUUCCCAACUUCCCUGGAGGGUCAGGGUCUCUGUAUGUGGACCAGUGCUUCUUGGAUUUAUCAACCGCCGGCUCGACUGUUUUAAACACCGAUUUAAAUCCCCUCUUCUCAGCACCUUCCGAAAAAACACGUGGAUUACAAAGGGAUCCUUCUCAAUACGCACGGCGGAGCUUCGUUUAUCCCAUUGUAAACAACGGAAUUCUGACCGUAAAAAUCGGAAUUGUGUUUUUCGAGGGGAAACAAGUGAAGUCUCCGCAGAUUUCAUCAUGAGCGACCUGGAAGAGGACUUUGCCAAGAUUUUAAUGUUGAAGGAGGACAGGAUACGGGACUUGGAGAGGCGUCUGGCGGACAGGGAGGACGAGAUCCAAGAAUUGAAGAGGAAACUGCACAAAUGUCAGUCCGUAUUGCCCAGCGCUCAACUUAUAGGACCGAGGACCAGGACUCGGGCGCAAGGCAUCUCGGCGGAGCCUCAAAACUACCAAGACCUGUCGAGACAAGCCUUUCGGAAAUAUGUCAAGUCCGACUGGUCUAAGGACCUGAUCAAGGAAGCCAUAUUGGAUAAUGACUUCAUGAAGAACCUGGAGCUGUCUCAGAUCCAGGAGAUCGUGGACUGCAUGUACCCUGUGGAGUAUGGCAAAGACAGCUGUAUCAUCAAGGAAGGUGACGUGGGCUCACUGGUCUACGUCAUGGAAGAUGGUAGGGUGGAGGUGACAAAGGAGAGUGUGAAGCUGUGCACCAUGGGACCUGGGAAGGUGUUUGGAGAGCUGGCCAUACUCUACAACUGUACCAGGACAGCAACUGUCAAGACUCUCACCAAUGUGAAGUUAUGGGCCAUCGACCGACAAUGCUUUCAGACUAUUAUGAUGAGGACGGGCCUGAUCAAACACACCGAAUACAUGGACUUUUUAAAAAGUGUUCCAACGUUCCAUGAACUUCCGGAGGAGAUACUAAGCAAGCUGGCUGAUGUCCUUGAGGAGACACACUAUGAGGAUGGAGAGUACAUCGUCAGACAGGGAGCCACAGGAGACACCUUCUUCAUUGUCAGUAAGGGAAUGGUCAAUGUGACCAGGGAAGACAAGCCCAGCGGGGAUCCUGUCUACCUCCGCAGCAUGGGGAAAGGAGACUGGUUCGGAGAGAAGGCCCUGCAUGGGGAGGACAUUAGGACAGCAAACGUCAUCGCUGCAGAGGCCGUUACAUGUCUGGUCAUCGACAGAGACUCCUUCAAGCACCUGAUUGGAGGGUUGGAGGAGGUGUCCAGUAAAGGCUGUGAGGAUGCUGAGGCCAAGGCUAGGUACGAAGCAGAGAACGCUUUCUUCUCCAUCCUCAAUCUACCUGACUUCAACAUCAUUGACACACUGGGGGUUGGUGGCUUCGGCCGCGUAGAGCUGGUCCAGCUGAAGAGUGAUGAGUUGAAGACUUUUGCCAUGAAGAUCCUGAAGAAGCGUCACAUCGUGGACACGCGGCAGCAGGAGCAUAUCCGCUCUGAGAAACUCAUCAUGCAGGAGGCCCAUUCUGACUUCAUUGUCAGACUGUACAGGACUUUUAAGGACAGUAAGUAUCUCUACAUGCUGAUGGAGGCUUGUCUGGGAGGAGAGCUGUGGACCAUUCUUAGAGACCGGGGUUCGUUUGAGGACUCUACCACUAGGUUCUACACAGCUUGUGUGGUGGAAGCAUUUGCCUACCUGCAUUCCAAAGGCAUCAUCUACAGAGACCUCAAACCAGAGAACCUUAUACUCGACCACAGGGGCUACGCCAAGCUAGUGGACUUUGGCUUUGCCAAGAAGAUAGGGUUUGGGAAGAAAACGUGGACGUUCUGCGGAACACCAGAAUACGUGGCACCAGAGAUCAUUCUGAACAAAGGCCAUGACAUCUCAGCCGACUACUGGUCUCUAGGAAUCCUCAUGUUUGAGCUCCUCACCGGCAGCCCUCCCUUCUCUGGCCCUGAUCCCAUGAAGACCUAUAACAUCAUCCUGAGGGGCAUUGACAUGAUCGAGUUUCCAAAGAAGAUCACCAAAAACGCUGCCAACUUAAUAAAAAAACUAUGCAGGGACAAUCCUUCAGAAAGACUGGGAAACUUGAAAAAUGGUGUUAAAGACAUCCAAAAACACAAAUGGUUCGAGGGCUUUAACGGGGAAGGUCUACGGAAGGGAACUCUGACACCCCCUAUCAUCCCUAAUGUGACAUCAUCGACGGACACAAGUAACUUUGACAGCUUCCCAGAGGACAAUGAAGACCCUCCCCCAGAUGACAACUCUGGCUGGGACAACGAUUUUUAAACGUCACCCCCCCACCCCCAAUACCAAAUUAUCUUCUGUCAUUGGCCUGGGGGCCUACUUCCUGAUGUUGUGUCAUUCUAAAGACUGUGGUAAAUAGGAAGAGGAGAGGAAGAGGACCACAACCGCUGUGGGUCACCGAUAUGCCUUCGCUAUACGUGGCUCUGGGACUAGAAUUUAAUGAACUUAGCAUAUCCUCAGUGUUCGCUCUCUCACACAGACACACACACACACACACACACACACACACACACACACACACACACACACACACACACACACACACACACACACACACACACACACACACACACACACACACACACACA